Drosophila nasuta is the source of this 2619-nucleotide messenger RNA. It is a transcript of the gene mrt, whose product is annotated as martik. The coding region runs from base 182 to 2461 and encodes 759 amino acids. NCBI's taxonomy places the organism in Eukaryota, Metazoa, Arthropoda, Insecta, Diptera, Drosophilidae. The record is from RefSeq and is a predicted model, not a curated record. The transcript has 3 exons.
UCGCAGUAUUGAAAUCGUGGUGGUGGUUGUUGGUUGAAAUUCUGUUCUGCUUCCUCUUCAUAACGCUGAGAGAGCCAGUGAGCGUGCUCUCUUUUACUCUCCGAAGUAUUGGCUGGCUGUCAGUGUAUAUAGUUUGUGUAAAGAUUGAAAAGCGACAGCUAACGACAAAAACGACGCAUCGAUGUUGAUGCCACGCUACUCGGAUACGGAAAAUCAUCAAAGCCACGCCUCCAGCACCACCGUGGCCGCCCACACAAAGAUGCGACUGCUGAGCAAAGUGGAGCAAAACAUGCGCCAAAGUCAACAACAGCAACAGCAGCAGCAACAACACAACAUUCAACAACAUCAGAGCAUCAACAAGCUCAUCCACACAGCAGCCACUGGGAAUGGACUUGUGGGCGAUGUGGAUGAAUUGUUGAUGCCCAUGCGGCACAAGAUCGAACCGGGAGAUAAUAGCAUUGGCAGCAAUUCAUCCAGCAAGGAGGCGCAUUGUCGCCCCGAACGCAAUCUUUGGAGUCGCGCCGAGAUGCUGGAGAUGCUGAACAUUAUGCAACAGACGAAUGCGUUGGAUCAGCUGAACGAUCGCAAUGUGAAGAGCGAGUAUGUGUUUCGGCAGAUCGAGGAUAUGAUGCGCAGCAAGGGUUAUGUGAAGAAGUCGAGCAUACAGAUCUGGACGAAAUGGAAGUUUCUCAAGUCCACAUACAAUACGACCACCAGACAUGGCAACGGCAUACCCAAAGUGGUGCCCGAGGAAGUGUAUCGAGUGCUGUGUCGGAUGCUCAGCGAACACAGCCACAAUCUCAGCAAUAGCAGCAGCUCGAUGAAUGGCACAAAUGGUGGCAUUGGCAGCGAAUGCGGCAACUCCAUGGACAGCUCCAAUGCGGAGCUGAACAAGGCGGCAAGCGCCAGUGGUGGCGGCGGAGAUGCCAACGAUGAGCUGGAGCAUCCCAUAUUUGGCUUUCGAUUGGGCUUGGUCAAAGCGGAGCCCUUGGAUACGGGCUAUGAGACAAAUAUGAACUCCUCGGAGCAGGAAAUGGAAGAAAUCGGUGAUAGCAGUAGUCUGCAGCAUGUGCCGCAAAUGGAGCAUACGCCUUUUAUGGUGACGGUGAAGAAUGAACCCGACGUCGAUCUGGACAUGGAUGGCACCAAUACGCCGCCACCCACAGCGCCCACAUCGCCAUCGCCACCACCAAGUGCCAACGUGUCCACGUUAUCCAUACCGUUCACGCCACUGCGCGUUGCCUCCUUUGCCUCAUCCUCCACUCCUUCGCAUGGCGUACUGCAAAUCGAACGUCCGGCCAGCAUGAUGAAUCACAAUAACAAAGCCAACUUGACCGGCAAGCUGAAUCGCUCGAUGCCGCUGCAGAGCACGAGCAGCAUUAAUUUUGUGCAUCCGACCAGCAAACUGAUGCUGCCACGCAAACAACAGUUGCACCGGGAUUUGCGACUCCCACGGGAGAUUAGUUUGCAGCCAGCGACAGCAGCAGGAGUUGGCGGGAUGGCAACGCGCCCACUGAAAGCUGUGCCUAUGCGUGAGACGGGUUAUUCGCUGCGGCCGGAGCGUAUGAUACCCGAUCUCGAGCAAUCGAUAUCGCCACCACAGUCGCCUUCGCCGCCCAUGCAGCAACACCUCCAGCAGCAGCAGCCGCAGUCGUUGCCCAAAUAUGCUCCUCCACCCUUGCCGUAUCCCUCGACCAGUCGGCAUGCUCAGCAAUUUGGCAACGAGCAGCUGCAUCCGCUGCGCAAGCGUCGCCUCAAUUUACCUCAACAAUCCCCCGUGCCUGUCAAGCUGCAACGCAGCUCCACGCUCUACAGCAACAAGCCACACAACAGCAGCAGCAACCUGCGCUUGGACGAUGCGUCGCCAGCAGCUGAGGAACCAAAAGCUGCACAUAAAGUGCAGGCCGAAGAGCUGCAGCGUCGCAAGCAACAGCAAGAGGAACUCUUUAAGAAGGAACUGCAUGAGCUGGCAAAUGGUUUUCGCGAUGCGCAAAAGGAAAUGAUGGAGGAUUUCUUUCAGCAUCAGAAGCAGCUGGCGCGACGUGAACACGAUUUCCAGCUGCGUCAGGACAAUCUGGUGAUGAUGGCGCUGCGCAAGCAAACGGAUGCGCUGCUCAAUACAGCACGGCAACUGCUGCAGCCUUUGGAGCAGCCACAAACACAGCAGGAAGAAGUGAAGGAGGAGCAGGAGCAACAACAGCAGGAGGAGGAACAGCAACAGUCAGAGCAGAGGGAAACGGAGACUAACACUAGCAACCAAUUGGAGCAGUCAGAACAGCUGGAGGAGGAUCAUCAGCAACACAUGGAACUGGAAGGAGAAGCUGAAGAGGAUGAACACGAUGAUGCAGAAGACGACGCACAAUACAGUGAUGAGGAGGAGGAACAGAUGGACGACAUGCAAAGCGAGGAUGGAAUGCAGAUGAUGGUGGCUCCAACGCUCAGCGAAGUUGCCUCCUCCUAAGUGCAGUUAUUUAGUUUCCAAGUAUUAUUCACACACAAAAAAGAGCUACAAUUAUUUUACAUUAUUGCAUUCCCAAAAAAAAGAAACAUUCCUUAAUUUUUUUGAGAAGACAGCACUUGAAAGAAGAGCAAAUAUAUAUGUAAUAUAUGCAUAAUCCU